GCUUGAGGCCCAGUGCAUGCUGGGAUGGCUGCGGGCGGCGCUUGCCCUUCAAUCAUGGUGGCCGCUGUGGCGUUCGGGUUCUGGCUCUUGGCUACGCUGCUUCUCCCUGCGGCCGCAGUCUACGAAGAUCAAGUGGGCAAGUUUGACUGGAGACAGCAGUAUGUUGGGAAGCUGAAGUUUGCCUCCUUAGAAUUUUCCCCUGGAUCCAAGAAGUUGGUCGUGGCCACAGAGAAGAAUGUGAUUGCAGCAUUAAAUUCUCGUACUGGAGAGAUCUUGUGGCGCCAUGUUGACAAGGGCACAGCAGAAGGGGCUGUGGAUGCCAUGUUGGUUCAUGGACAAGAUGCAAUUACUGUAUCCAAUGGAGGGCGAAUCAUGCGUUCUUGGGAGACUAACAUCGGGGGCCUGAACUGGGAGACAACUCUGGACAGUGGCAGUUUCCAGGCACUUGGGCUGGUGGGCCUGCAGGAGUCAGUGAGGUACAUUGCAGUUCUGAAGAAGACGACUCUCACCCUCCAUCACCUCUCCAGUGGGCACCUGAAGUGGGUGGAACAUCUUCCAGAAAGUGACAGCAUCCACUACCAGAUGGUGUAUUCCUACGGCUCCGGGGUGGUGUGGGCCCUUGGCAUUGCUCCCUUCAGCCAUGUGAAUGUCGUCAAGUUUAACGUGGAGGAUGGAGAGGUUGUUCAGCAGGUUAGGGUUUGGACUCCAUGGCUGCAGCAUCUCGCUGGGGCCUGUGGUGUGGUUGACGAGGCUGUCCUGGUAUGCCCUGAUGCCAACUCCCGUUCCCUCCACACUUUGGCUCUGGAGACGGAGUGGGAACUGCGGCAGAUCCCCCUGCAGUCUCCUGACUUAGAAUUUGGAAGUGGAUUCCAGCCCCGAGUGCUGCCCACACAGCCCAGCCCAGUGGCUCCUUCUCGGGCCCAGUUCUUCCUACAGUUGUCCCCGGGCCACUACGCUCUGCUGCACUACCACCACGGUGCUGUGACUCUGCUCAAAAACUUCCCCCAGGCCACUCUUGUGAGCUUUGCCACCACUGGAGAGAAGACAGUGGCUGCAGUCAUGACCUGUCGUACUGAACAAAAACCUGGUAAUGCUGGGGAUGGGAGUAUGGCGAGCUUUCCUGAGACAUCUAGGGCACAGGAUUCUCUGGCUUGCUUCAACCAAACCUACACCAUUAACCUCUACUUAGUGGAGACAGGUAGGAGACUGCUAGACACUGCGAUUUCCUUCAGCCUGGAGCAAAAGGGCACUCGUCCUGAGCGGCUGUACAUCCAGGUGUUCUUGAAGAAGGAUGACUCAGUGGGCUACCGGGCCUUGGUGCAGACACAGGACCAUCUGCAGCUGUUCCUGCAGCAGCUAGCUGGGAAGGUGGUAUUAUGGAGCCGAGAGGAGUCCCUGGCAGAAGUGGUGUGCCUGGAGAUGGUGGACCUCCCCCUGACUGGGGCACAGGCUGAACUGGAAGGAGAAUUUGGCAAGAAGGCAGCGAUUCAAGAUGGCUUGCUGGGGAUGUUCCUGAAACGCCUGUCAUCUCAGCUUAUCCUGCUCCAGGCCUGGACUUCCCACCUCUGGAAAAUGUUCUACGAUGCUCGGAAGCCCCGGAGCCAGAUUAAGAAUGAGAUCAACAUUGACACAUUGGCCAGAGAUGAGUUCAACCUGCAGAAGAUGAUGGUGAUGGUAACAGCCUCAGGCAAGCUCUUUGGCAUCGAGAGCAGCUCUGGCACUAUCCUGUGGAAGCAGUAUCUGCCCAACGUUAAGCCUGACUCCUCCUUUAAGCUGAUGGUCCAGAGGACUACUGCUCAUUUUCCCCACCCCCCUCAGUGCACGCUGCUGGUGAAGGACAAGGAAACAGGAAUGAGUUCUCUGUUUGUCUUCAAUCCCAUUUUUGGCAAGUGGAGCCAGGUGGCUCCCCCAGUGCUGAAGCGUCCCAUCUUGCAGUCCUUGCUUCUCCCAGUCAUGGAUCAAGACUACGCCAAGGUGUUGCUGUUGGUGGAUGAUGAAUACAAGGUCACGGCUUUUCCAGCAACUCGGAAUGUCUUACGACAGCUGCAUGAACUUGCCCCUUCCAUCUUCUUCUACUUGGUGGAUGCAGAGCAGGGGCGCCUCAGUGGAUAUCGGCUUCGGAAGGAUCUCACUGUGGAACUGAGUUGGGAGCUCACCAUUCCCCCAGAAGUGCAGCGGGUAGUCAAGGUGAAGGGGAAACGCAGCGGCGAGCAUGUGCAUUCCCAGGGCCGAGUGAUGGGGGAUCGAAGUGUGCUCUAUAAGAGUCUGAACCCCAACCUGCUGGCUGUGGUGACAGAGAGCACGGAUGUUCACCAUGAGCGCACCUUUAUUGGCAUCUUCCUCAUUGAUGGUGUCACUGGCCGUAUCAUCCACUCCUCUGUGCAGAAGAAGGCCAAGGGCCCCGUCCACCUUGUGCAUUCAGAGAACUGGGUAGUGUACCAGUACUGGAACUCUAAGGCUCGGCGCAAUGAACUGACCGCCCUGGAGCUCUACGAGGGCACUGAGCAGUAUAAUGCCACUGCCUUCAGCUCCCUAGACCGUCCCCAGCUGCCCCAGGUCCUCCAGCAGUCCUACAUCUUCCCCUCCUCCAUCAGUGCCAUGGAGGCUACCAUCACAGAGCGGGGCAUCACCAGCCGGCACUUACUCAUUGGGCUGCCUUCUGGAGCAAUCCUUUCCCUCCCCAAGGCCUUGCUGGAUCCCCGGCGUCCUGAGAUCCCAACAGAACAAAGCAGAGAGGAGAACCUGAUCCCAUAUUCUCCAGAUGUCCAGAUCCAUGCAGAGCGAUUCAUAAACUAUAACCAGACAGUUUCUCGAAUGCGAGGCAUCUACACAGCACCAUCAGGUCUGGAGUCCACUUGUUUGGUUGUGGCCUACGGUUUGGACAUUUACCAAACUCGAGUUUACCCAUCCAAGCAGUUUGAUGUCCUGAAGGAUGACUAUGACUAUGUGCUAAUCAGCAGUGUCCUUUUUGGCCUGGUUUUUGCCACCAUGAUAACAAAGAGGCUGGCACAGGUGAAACUCCUCAAUCGAGCCUGGCGGUAAAACGGAAGCAUCCUGCCAAAGUGGAGAACCUUGGGGAAGAGGGUCAGCUAAGGAGCUAUGGCCAUGGAUUGGUAGAUCAGUGAAGUUGGGGUGGAUUCUCAUCUCACUUGAGUCUGGGGGAAGAAGAUGACCUUCAUGUAGAACUUCUAGGAUAUAGUGACGCACAGUCCUUGUAGGACAGAUACCCACCUCAGCAGCGAUCUCCAUGCAUCUGAUCCAUUGCUCUGUUUCCUUUAUCUGUCCAUCCAUGGAUAUUCUGGGCUUAUUUUUGCUUUUGUUUUUUCCUUUUAUGAGACCUCCAGGUUUUUUCUUCUGAGGAUAUUUAAAUUGACUUUAGGUAACCUUCUGUGUCUCCAGUCUUACUGGAAAUCCUCUAACAACUUGUUUUCCAUCUCUUGCUUCCAAGCCUGAAGGGCCAACUCUGCCCUCAAGGUAUACUUGGUAGCCCGUUCCUGACGGGGUUGCCCUGGGAGCCAUUCUUAGCUGAAGUGUGAGGACUGAUCCCACCCCAUGGCUUCUCUCUGAAGCCACUAACUUUAACUAAGCUUUUUGUUCCAUGCUGUCAUUCAUAUGGUUGGGCCACCAUUUGUGUCCAGCCUAUCAAAGCCAAGUACAAAACAGGAAUUUGGCUUCUCAUCCAUAGCCUGUGCUUGUCUCUUGAACUAUAGCAGGCUGAAGUCCUUUUCCUUUUUUUUUUUAAUUUAAAUAUUUUUGGGUUUUCAAGACAGGGUUUCUCUGUGUAACCUUGUCUGUCCUGGAACUCACUCUAUAGACAGGCUGGCCUCAACUCAGAGAUCUGCCUGCCUCUGCCUCCCAAGUGCCAGGAUUAAAGGUGUGCACCACAAUGCCUGGUUUAGUACUAAGGCCUUUUAAAACUAUCAAAUUAUCUGAGGCUUAAUGAGAUUUUGAGUUUCCAGCAUCUCUUAUCUCAUUAAUUUUGCAGGUCCUUCUGGUCAUUCUGUAGCUCUGUUAGAGAAAAGGGUCUUUGUCUACAAAAAGCCUUAUUUAUUCUUAAUUUCAGUUUGUUUUGUUUUUUUGAGGUAGAGUUUUGCUCUGUAGCUCAGGCUAGCCUCAAACUUGCAGUUCUCUUGCCUAUCCUCCCAGUGUUGGGAUUACAGAUGUUUGCCAUCGUGCUUGGCAGUGUGUAAAUUGUAUCUUAUUAGUAUAAUUUUCUGUGUGACAUUAGGGAAUAGAAUUCAAGUCUCAUGCAAGGCAAGUUCUCUGCACUGAGCUCUCCAUAAGGUGAGCCAUGUGGGUUGUUAUUUUUCUUAAGUAGACUUUAAAUCUUACUGAUUUAAGUUUCCAGGGGCCUGCAAGGAGCAUGCUGUGAUUCAAACCCAGGGCUUCACAUGUCUUAGCACCUCCUUUACUUCUACUACUGAGUUCCAGACCCAGCACAUGUAACCUUUUUGCUUUAGUUUUUUUUUUUUUUUCUUUUUUUUUUUGACAGGGUUUCUCUGUAUUGUUUUGGAGCCUGUCCUGGAACUUGCUCUUUAGACCAGGCUGGCCUUGAAUUCACAGGGAUCCACCUGCCUCUGCCUCCCUAGUGCUGGGACUAAAGGUGUGCACCACCAACGCCCGGCUCUUACUUUAGUUUUUGAGACAUGGUUUUACUAUAUAGCCCUGACUGACCUGGAACUAGCUCUGUAUACCAGGGCUGGGCUUCUCUGUGGAAUGUGUGUGCACUACUGGCUGGCUGGGUUUCUGUGUGGGAUAUGUAUGUACCUCUGUCUGGCUCCUGUGUGGGGUGCAUGUGCACUUCUGUAUGGAGUGCAUGUGCACUUCUGUCCGGGCUUCUGUGUAUUACACUGAAAGAAUCCUAAGUUUUACCUUGCUUGUGAACUUAGGGACUCAUUGUUCUUUUGUGAAGAAGGGAAGGCAAUGCAGUUGACUAUGUUCCCUGGAAUAAAGCAAUGAUCAGUGAA
Molecule: messenger RNA, 4967 nt
Organism: Mesocricetus auratus (golden hamster)
Lineage: Eukaryota; Metazoa; Chordata; Mammalia; Rodentia; Cricetidae
Gene: Emc1
Product: ER membrane protein complex subunit 1
Exons: 24
Coding region: 25-3042 (1005 amino acids)
Biological process (GO): protein folding in endoplasmic reticulum
Cellular component (GO): EMC complex
Molecular function (GO): protein binding
Source: RefSeq, a predicted model, not a curated record